Messenger RNA from Anas platyrhynchos (mallard), 2338 nucleotides. It is a transcript of the gene ELP4, whose product is annotated as elongator acetyltransferase complex subunit 4. Gene Ontology annotation, cellular component: elongator holoenzyme complex; transcription elongation factor complex; cytoplasm. Lineage: Eukaryota; Metazoa; Chordata; Aves; Anseriformes; Anatidae. The record is from RefSeq and is a predicted model, not a curated record. Gene Ontology annotation, biological process: tRNA wobble uridine modification.
GCCCCGCUGUCAGGCGAAGCCGAAAUGGCGGCGCGGGGCGGCGGGGCCGGUACCACAGCGGGCACCGCAGCCGCGGGCGGCCCCGCCACCAGCUUCCAGCGCAAGGCGGCGGGCGGCAGCCGCCUGUCCGCCCUGCCGGGCACCCGGCCCUCCGCUCGGCACGGGCAGCUGCUGCUCUCCAGCGGGCUGCCCUCCCUGGACGCUGUGCUAGGUGGAGGCUUAGCUGUUGGAACCCUUCUUCUUAUUGAGGAAGAUAAAUAUGGUGUUUACUCCAAUUUGUUGUUCAAGUAUUUCCUUGCGGAGGGAGUUGUCUGUGGACACGACUUGUUUGUUGCUUCUGCUAUGGAGCCUCCUGACAACAUCUUAAAGAAACUUCCGGCCCCUUUGCUUGAUGAUACCCACAGAAAUGAAUUGAGAGAAGAAGCAACACCUGCUAAGUCUGAAGAUUUUCAAGAUUCUAUGAAAAUAGCCUGGCGCUAUGAGAAUUUACCAAAAAUGGAGGCCAGCCCAACAACAUCUACCAAGUUUGGACAUUACUAUGAUAUUUCUAAAACAAUGUCUCCAGAACUGCUUCAGUCUAUAAAAUGGCACAGUUUUUACCUUCCUGAAGAAUUAUCUUUAGAGCCUAAACUGAAAACGUGGAAUAUGAACUGUGGCUAUGCAAGUCUGCUUCACUCCAUUCAAAGGGUCAUUUGCCAGGAAGGAUUUGAUGGCUCUCAUCCCCAGAAAAAACAAAAGAAUAUUUUGCGUAUAGGAAUUCAGAGCAUGGGUUCCUUGUUGUGGGGUGACGACAUUUGUAGUAGCGACACUCCUGAAGAUAUUCAUAGUCUGACCAAAUUUCUGUAUGUUCUCCGUGGCCUCCUCAGAAAGUCUUUGUCAGCCUGCAUCAUCACAGUGCCCUCUCACCUUAUCCAGAAUAAAGCAAUUAUGGAACGUGUAACAAACUUGUCAGAUAUGGUAGUUGGUCUUGAAUCAUUUAUUGGCUCUGAGAGAGAAACCAAUCCAUUAUACAAGGAUUACCACGGUUUGCUUCAUGUACAUCAGAUUCCUCGGCUUAAUAGCUUGAUCUGUGAUGUGUCAGACACGAAGGACCUUGCUUUUAGAUUAAAAAGGAAGCAGUUCACCAUUGAGCGCCUGCACUUGCCUCCAGACUUGUCAGACACAGUGAGCCGCUCAAGCAAACAGGAUCUGGCAGAAUCCGCCAAACUGCUGAGCUCAGGAUGUGGUGCUAUGGCCAUCGGCAAGAAGCACCUGGACUUCUAGUGAUUUCUACUUAGCAGUUUCACUCAGAUUUAUAUGACACUCUAAUUAUGAGUGAUAAUGACUUAUAUAAAUAUUUUUCUUAAUGAUUUGCCCCAGCAGUCUUUAAAAAUACACAUUAUCAUAUGAUGCCUUAUUUUCCUCGUUCUGGUUUCAUUGUAUUAAUUUGGGGCUUGGUCGGUUUUUGCUUUUUGUUAAAUCUUCUGUUAUGUUGGGUCUUGACAUUGUUCAGCCCUCUUGGAAAUGUAGUGUUUCUUCCUUUCCUUCAGAUAUGAAAAUUACUUGUAAUCCUUCAAUUCUGUGUUUUUUUACAAUAAAGAUAAAGGGAUUUUUUUCCCAAUGGAUUUUUUUGUAUGCAUGCAUUUAAUAUUUUGUAUGAAUAAAUUGGGCUGUUUAUUGAAAUGAAUUAAUGAAAGUUAUUCAUUGUCACAUGUUAUUCCAAGAACAAACUGCACAUUUAUUUUUCUUAAAAACAUUUGUUUUUGUAAUUGAAAUACUGUAUUCAAUUUCAGAAAAUGCUUAAGGUGUUUUAUAAAAUACAUAAUAAUAAAUAUAAAAUACAUGAGGUAGUUUUUAUUCUGAUAUGCCAGUAGUUGAGAAUGUUGGUGGUUUUUUGUUGUUGUUUUUUUGUGUUUUUUUUUUUUUUUAUCAGAAUAUAUUAUAGGUGAUUAGUUUGCCUCAUGGGUUAAUACAUGUAUUAAAAUGCACUUGAAUGAAAUUUACUAAACGUAGAAAAAAGAAUUGAUUUCCUUAUGUAGUUCAAAACAGUAAUCCUAAACAAUUGAAGUCAGCACUAUGAAAUUAUGUCAACAGACAUAAUUCAAGAUUGAAAUUCAAACUGACAGCUACAUUAAUGCUAGAAUACCAGAAGAGUGCAUUUCAGCUUGGGGAAGAGUAUCACAGCAUGCUGGUCUAAAACAGGGCAGAACAUAGAAGUAAUUCAGGCUUCUGUACCGUCAAAUCUAUCUAUAUACUGCUUGUGAACUUACCACUAUUUUGUAUUCAUCUCUGUGUAAGUAGCAUCAAACAAAAGAAAGGUAAAGCAAUGCUGACCUGUAAAUUAAAGUGGUUUUCAUUC